CUUUUUCAAAUCCAAUUAUUGAAAAAGGUCAAAAUAUCAAAUUUUAUUUAUUAUAGAAUGUAUCAAAAACUUACAAUAAAAAACUCUCUACCUGAGUUUUAUCUCAAUUUUAUUAACCAAUCGCAUGCUUUCAUAGAAUGAGAUAUUAUGAAACGACGUCGUUUAGGGUAAGAACAUUACGUCACACGUUUAUUUUAAUAUUAUUUUAUCAUCGCCCUCUUUGUAAUUUCGACUUCUCUUCUUCGUCAGAUCUGAAUCUUAAUUUCCCCCAAAUCAAAGCUUUUGACCUAAAUCCGUUUCCCGGGAAAAAUAAAUCAACAAACCAUCACCGGAAUCUUCAAUAUCUCUCCGGUGAAGAAAAAAUGUCGCACAACGAUACGAUUCCGCUUUAUCAAUCAUCUCAAUCAGACAUUGACGAGAUUGAGAAUAUGAUGAACGACAGUUUUCAAUCAGGUCCCGGAACCGUGCUUCCUGCUCGACCACCGAGUCCGAUCCGUCCGUCGAUUCCCGUUUCAUCCUCACCGUUCGUUCAAUCCAAUCUCCCACCGCUUCCACCGUCGUCUUCCUCCUCCACUCAGAAGGUGAUGCCUGUUCCAGCUCCUCCACCACUUCCGUCAGCAGGUAACGAAGGUAACAAGAGUAUUGGAGGUAGCGGAUUCGGAUCUCCGCCAAAUACAUUGACGGAGCCUGUUUGGGAUACUGUGAAGCGUGAUCUGUCACGGAUCGUGAGUAAUUUGAAGCUUGUGGUGUUUCCUAAUCCGUAUAGGGAAGAUCCUGGGAAAGCACUUAGGGAUUGGGAUCUAUGGGGACCUUUUUUCUUCAUUGUGUUCUUGGGGCUUACUCUUUCGUGGUCUGCUUCCGUUAAGAAGUCUGAAGUAUUUGCCGUGGCAUUUGCACUACUUGCAGCUGGGGCAGUGAUCCUCACACUAAAUGUGCUGCUUCUGGGAGGACAUAUAAUCUUUUUCCAAAGCCUAAGCCUUCUAGGCUACUGUCUAUUUCCGCUAGACGUUGGAGCAGUGAUCUGCAUGUUGAAAGACAAUGUGAUACUGAAGAUGGUCGUUGUGUCUGUGACUCUUGCCUGGAGCUCUUGGGCUGCUUAUCCUUUCAUGAGCGCCGCAGUGAACCCGAGAAGAAAAGCUCUCGCACUCUACCCGGUCUUCCUCAUGUAUGUCUCUGUUGGCUUCUUAAUCAUUGCCAUUAAUUGAUUCUAUCCGGAAAAAUGGGAAAUCAGAGAUAGGUUCUUUGAUUCAGUUUGGGAAGUCAUUUGGUACAGAGUAGAUAGAGAAUUCUCCAGCCGCGAACUAUUCUGAGUUCUAAUGAGAUCAUAUGUAUAAUAUGUUCUUUGACGCUUUUUUGUUAAACUCCCCUGUGGAUUUUACUCUUCUAUAUGGUUUUGCUUUGUGUAUGAAACUUACGGUUCUUUUUUGGAAACGUAUAUAUAAUAUCAAGACCUUGAUGCUCGUAGCUUUAAUCUGUG
Molecule: messenger RNA, 1477 nt
Organism: Arabidopsis thaliana (thale cress)
Lineage: Eukaryota; Viridiplantae; Streptophyta; Magnoliopsida; Brassicales; Brassicaceae
Product: Integral membrane Yip1 family protein
Exons: 3
Coding region: 138-1205 (355 amino acids)
Biological process (GO): endoplasmic reticulum to Golgi vesicle-mediated transport
Cellular component (GO): Golgi apparatus; membrane
Source: RefSeq, marked reviewed